UCAUGUUUUCAGAAAACCCCUCGGUGCGGCGAAUGGAUUGAACCAGCGGUCAACGGUAGCGAGCACGUUCUCGCUAUCUGUCACACGACAGAUAAAUGUUUGUGGAUGGUAGUUGGCAACCAGUCCGAGCGAAUACAGCGCACACGCCGAGUUUGGUUUGCCCGCACUAUUCUACAAAGGCAUAUUUAUUUUUGUGGAAUUAAUCGGGAGGAUUAUAUCGCAGGGAGGAGUGCGGGUGGAGGCUGUGUAUUUUGGGAUCAUACUUGCUGGAUAGGAAUGGUGUAGGGCGAGGAGGCCCUGUAGAUGUGUGUCAUGAAGCUUCUCAACGCCUGUGUGACCUCAUAAAGGGAGUGCUUUCUCAUUGAAAAUGAUGAUGCAUAAGCAAUCGGCCCGUACCUCCCCAGGCAGCGUUUGUUCUCUGCAUGGAGGAGGUGUUCCUGGAUCCUCGGCGGUCACUAUAGUGGCCAAAAUGGACAAUCAAGUGAUUGGGUAUAAGGACCUAGCAGCUAUACCUAAAGACAAGGCCAUUCUUGACAUAGAGAGGCCUGACCUGAUGAUGUAUGAGCCCCACUUCAGCUAUUCACCAAUGGAGAGGUCAUUAUCUCCUCGUUCAAUCUCCCCUCCUCCAUCUCCAGAGAACAGUCUAUCAAAGGAUGUCUAUCAGAGGGAUUGGUCAGAGCCCAAGUCAUCAGGCAGCUCGUCUCCGGCCUCCACACAGCUGAGUAAAAGCAUCACCGUCAGCACAAAAGUCCCACACCAGCAACAGCACUUCCACAGGCCAGACAAUGGAAACAAUAUAUACAAGAAGCCACCAAUAUAUAAGCAAGAUGUCUCAGCAGCCGUUCCACACAGUAAACACAUGGAGGAUUUAAUCAUCGAGUCAUCAAAGUUUCCCGCCGCACAACCUCCAGAUCCCAACCAGCCCUCUAAGAUAGAGAUGGACUACUGGCCCUGCCCUCCCUCACUAGCUGUUAUAGAGAAAGAGCGAAGGAAGAACGUGGCGUCCAAGAUGCCUGAGGGAGAGGAGGGUGAGGAGGAUGAUAAGUAUGAUGACAGUGAUCUGUCUGAAGACAUGUGGAGACUUCGGCAAAUGCAGAAACAAGAGCUCAACAAGAAACCAAGAGGGAAUUCACUCCCUAGUAUGCUGGAACAAAAGAUUUACCCAUAUGAGAUGCUCCUUGUGACUCACCGAGGCAGAAACAAACUCCCUCCUGGUGUAGACAGGACAAGACUGGAGAGGCACCUGUCACCUGAGGAAUUCCAGAAUGUCUUUGGAAUGUCCAUAGAGGAAUUCGACCGGCUCUCCCUUUGGAAGCGGAACGACCUGAAAAAGAAAGUCUCUCUCUUCUAGUAGUCAGAGAAAUACGUUCUUUUACAAACACUGUCACAUGUCUGCACUUCCGUUUGUGAAAACAGUACAGGUGAUACAAGUGAAGGAAAGAUGAGGAAUGUGAUUUUGGAGCCAGCAAAAAAAAACAAAAACAGUUAUCCUUAUCGUUUGAUAAGCCCCAUAUCUUAUUGCAGCUAACAAUCAUAUCCGAGUCUAUGAUGUUGUCUCUUUUUCUAGUUGCAGCUACUAUAUCAGGACUUCAUUGAGGUUACCAAGUCCUCUUCCGUGUGUGCUUAGUAAAGCUAUAAUGAUAUACACAGAUAUGAAUGCUAUGAAUACACAUGAAGCAGAUAUGAAUCGCACCAGUUAUUUCAGCAGACCAAAUCCCUGCAAAAAAUUCUGACGUCCAGAUGGACAAACAGGAGCCUGUGAGUUAAAGUCACUGCCACAGUUUUCAGCCUUUAUGUGCUAAGCAUGAAUUAACAAACCUUUAGAAUAUGGGUCAAUGGCAUUUUUUUUUUCUCCAGAUUUAUUAAUUUGUUAAAAAUAGAUUUA
Molecule: messenger RNA, 1885 nt
Organism: Sinocyclocheilus rhinocerous
Lineage: Eukaryota; Metazoa; Chordata; Actinopteri; Cypriniformes; Cyprinidae
Product: dematin-like
Exons: 14
Coding region: 368-1351 (327 amino acids)
Biological process (GO): cytoskeleton organization; lamellipodium assembly; actin filament bundle assembly
Cellular component (GO): plasma membrane; actin cytoskeleton
Molecular function (GO): actin filament binding
Source: RefSeq, a predicted model, not a curated record